Messenger RNA from Didymosphaeria variabile, 1311 nucleotides. RefSeq lists its product as uncharacterized. Lineage: Eukaryota; Fungi; Ascomycota; Dothideomycetes; Pleosporales; Didymosphaeriaceae. The transcript has a single exon. The record is from RefSeq and is a predicted model, not a curated record. The coding region runs from base 1 to 1311 and encodes 436 amino acids.
AUGGUCAAAUUCGAGGAUCUUCCACCUGAACUGCUACUCGAGAUUGCCCGUCAAGUUCGAGGCAGGUGUCGCAACUCUGACUUAGCCAGUCUCUCACUCGUCUCCCGACAGCUUCGACCGAUCGCGCAAGAAUGCCUUCUCCAGGAGCCGCGGUUCAAGCUCGAGAAUAUUCAUCUGUUCAUGUUGGAGUUGAGUCGUCACUCCUGGGUCGUCCCGAGAAUCCGAGCCUUGGAGCUGUGCAGUACUGAUGAAGGCCGGAACCUGAAGCGCCACAAUUUUCAAGACUGUACUAAUGGUUCCUUUGCUGGACUCUCACAACGCUUGAUAGAUCGUGUCAUGAAUCAAGUCAAAUACUCGGCUGUGCCUUAUCCGCCAGAUCUCUGGGCCAAGCUUGAUCAGGCUGGGUGCGCAGACACCAUCAAGCGCUUCUCGAAGACAUUCAAGCAUGAGCGUCAGUGGAAUGUGGCAUUGAAGCACGACAUCGUACCGGCACUUCUAGGCAUGCUGCUAGUCAGUUUGCCGAAUUUGAAGGCUCUCCGAUGCGCCGCGGUGUGGCUCAUGGACUUUCCCAUCCUGAGCACUAUACUCAGCGCGGAGAUAAUCUCAGUUGUUCCUAACUCGUGGAAGCACAAGUGGCUCGAGGGCACGACAGACACGCUGGCAGAAAAGUUAGAAGAGUUCGAAGUUCCGGUGAACGACUCGCACAUGGACUUCGUGAGGCACCCUUCUGCGCUUUUCAACUUCUCUUCUUUCACAAAAUUGAAGAAGCUCAGCAUAUCUAUGGGGGCCAUCUACUAUCGUGAUCAACGUCCACUCUUGCCAUCACCUUGGCCGGUGCCGCUGCUCCCUCCGAAUCUCGAGAUACUCCGAAUCAGCGAGGGCACGGAGUCGACCGCACCGUUCGUCGAGGACUUGUGCAAGGUGAAGAAGGAAGGAAAGUCGUUGCAAGCACUCCACCGAAUCGAAAUCAUCUUCUCGCUACCAUACAACUUUACCGAGAUCACGCCGGCAACAUUGAAGACUGUGUGCUCAGAUGCGAUCAUUUCGCUCUCGCUUUACUUUCCGGGAUUCCCCAUAAUCACUCCCGAGGUAGACCGCAGUCUGUGGUCUCUCAAAGAGGAGCGUGUGAUGCCUCAUAUCACGUGGAAGGAAGACUAUAGACGCCACGGAUUCACCAAUGACCUGGCACGUCUUCGGGCUAUGGAGUGCUAUGAAUACGGACUGGGUAUGGACGAAGGGAUGGUAUUCGACACUGACGGCGAUAUGGAAUGGCCAGCGACUAGAGCACGAAGCCAAUAUAUUCCAAGGUAA